CCGUCGCAGCGCAAACACGGAAGUUGUGACUGCAGCAGCAGAAGCUCCAAACUAUCUCCGGAGUCACUACAUUAGCGCACUACACUCGAGUUACUAUAACAGCUGCUGCUCACUAUGAAGUGCACUUUACAACAAACCCUGGAGUGAUUUGUGAUGAAACCACAGAAAGUUUAAUCUGAACACGUUGUGAGUGAAGAGCAGCACACGCUGGAGCAGGGGAGCGACAUUUCACACCUGCUGUGUCAUUUAUAAACACAAACACAAACAAAAAACAAAAUGGUGGGGAAAAUAAAGCGCGUGCGACAGAAACUUCACCACGACGCUGUGAAGAUAAAUCCUGGGAAGGAAAAAACGUCAUUAAGUCUGGAAACUAAUGUGGAAAAGACACCCAGGUUACCUUUAAACAUCACUACAAAACCAGAAACACGAAAAAAACCCAGAGACCUGAAGGCCUUUAACUUCCCCAAGGGGGUUUUUGCUGGUACUGUGAUUCCUCCUGAAGCUCUGGUUCAGACUCUCAGUGUUUCUGAGCCUCCGGCGGAACCGACAGCGGAACCGACAGCGGAACCGACAGCGGAACAGCCCCGAGGUGUUGGGGAAAAGAAGCAGCAGUCGAAGAAAGAGAAGAUGAAGGAGAGACGAGAGCGAUGGCUCAACAAGAUCAGCGCCAUUAAACUGGCCCGAGAGAAGCAGGCGGAGCUCGCACGCCGCAAGGCCACGCCCGUCGUCGGGGAUAUGAGGAUAUUGGCUGAUGCACUUCCUGAGCUCCACCCCUUCAUCAGAGCCCCCGCCUCCAAGAAACAGAAAGGUGUGGUGAAGAAGAAAGCAGAACCCACAGAUUUCUGUCAGAUGAAGCCAGCGCAGAAACGCAAACUGCUUGAGAUGGAAACGUCCCGCUUCAGUGAAGCCAUGAAAGACUCCGCCUUCAAGUCCAACCCCCUCGCUGCGAUUGGUGAACACUUGAGGAAACGCCUCAAACAGGAAGAUGAGCAGAGUUAACUCCGCCCACUUCCUCCUGACAGACUCCUCCAUAAUCACACACUCUGACACCCAGUGUGAUCUGAGCGCCGCUCUGUCUCUGCUGUCACUGUGUGUGUGUGUGUGUGUGUGUGUGUGUGUGUGUGUGUGAUAUAUAGCCCUGUCUUUGCCAGUUCUUCCAUUAUUAUUCCCAGUGCUCGAGUUCAGAUUAAAGAGAAGAACUUCGAGAUGUUUCUCGGCACUAAAACGGCUCUGACUGUUCCACUGUGAGAAGAAGACUAUGAUCUCUUCUGCUCUGCAAAAAAUUAUUGCAAUAUUAAAGAAAUAGUUCAUAAAGUCA
This is a messenger RNA of Pangasianodon hypophthalmus (striped catfish), 1318 nucleotides long. It is a transcript of the gene slx9, whose product is annotated as SLX9 ribosome biogenesis factor. The transcript is spliced from 6 exons. Gene Ontology annotation, cellular component: 90S preribosome; nucleolus; preribosome, small subunit precursor. Gene Ontology annotation, biological process: maturation of SSU-rRNA from tricistronic rRNA transcript (SSU-rRNA, 5.8S rRNA, LSU-rRNA). Lineage: Eukaryota; Metazoa; Chordata; Actinopteri; Siluriformes; Pangasiidae. The record is from RefSeq and is a predicted model, not a curated record. The coding region runs from base 277 to 999 and encodes 240 amino acids.